Nothobranchius furzeri (turquoise killifish) is the source of this 2879-nucleotide messenger RNA. Its product is annotated as hemoglobin cathodic subunit beta. Gene Ontology annotation, molecular function: oxygen binding; heme binding; organic acid binding. Lineage: Eukaryota; Metazoa; Chordata; Actinopteri; Cyprinodontiformes; Nothobranchiidae. Gene Ontology annotation, cellular component: blood microparticle; haptoglobin-hemoglobin complex; hemoglobin complex. Gene Ontology annotation, biological process: oxygen transport; hydrogen peroxide catabolic process. The record is from RefSeq and is a predicted model, not a curated record.
CAGAUAAUGAACGUUAAUAGUUUAAUCUGAGUUGAGCAGCUGGCUGGUGGAAACUCACUACAACUGAAAGAAGCAAACAGAAUCAUUUCAUUUUUGAGGACAUAGUUCUUUAUACUUUAUCUGAUUCGCCGAUACGAAGAGCGAUACUUGCAUCGAUCCGGUGACGUCAUGGUGAAAUGGACAGAAGAGGAGCGCGAGACCAUCAGAUCAGUCUGGGAAAAAGUUGAUAUCGAUGAGGUUGGGUCACAAAUAAUAGCAAGGACUCUGAUCGUGUACCCCUGGACUGAGCGGUACUUUGGUAGAUUCGGGGACAUCUUCACCACCACAGCCAUUCUAAACAACGCUAAAGUGGCCGCUCAUGGGAAAGUAGUCCUGAACGCUCUUGACUUAGCUGUGAAGAACAUGGACGACAUCAAAGGGACGUACUCGGCUCUGAGCAGGCUGCACUAUGACAAACUCAAAGUGGAUCCGGAUAACUUUAAACUGAUGGCCGACUGCAUCACCAUCAGCAUCGCCUGCAAACUCAAGGCUGCUCUGAGUCCUCCGGUCCACAUGAUCUGGCACAAGUUUCUGUACGCUGUAGUCGAAGCUUUGAACAGUCAGUACAAAUAAAACCUCCAAACUCUAAAGGAGGAAAAACCUCACCGCUUCUGCCUGUUCGGUGUGUUUGUCACCUCACCAGAACUAAAUAAGCAUUAAGUAUAAUUAAGUACAGCUGAGUUUAGCUGGAUCCGUUUAGAAAUAUUUUCCACAGGUCAGGUGCAGAUGAUAGAUGUUCCCACUGUUCCCAAUUUGAACUCUUCUGAAUCCUGGUGGGAAAAUGUGGUACUGCAGGGCCUUCAGACGUGACUGAUUUAUGAGUAAAUUGUUAAGGGGCAUUAUGGAAGUUUGACAGCCAAAACAUGUAUAGAAAUAAUAAAUGUCUUCUUCAUACAGUCUCCUGCAAUGCCCUGGUCCUGUAGAAUGAGCCCUGGCAUUUUUACUGUGAUUGCCUGUUUUUCUGUAAAAUCACAGAAAAAGAGAGAUGCUCGGGUCGAGCAGGCUGCUUCCACUUGGCUUCACAGAGCUCUGAGAGCUGACAGUCCCUUGUGUGUGUGUGUGUGUGUGUGUGUGUGUGUGUGUGUGUGUGUGUGUGUGUGUGUGUGUGUGUGUGUGUGUGUGUGUGUGUGUGUGUGUGUGUGUGUGUGUGGCCCGGAGGACAGAGGACAGGAGAACAUGCAGCUAAUUAAUUAAAUAAUUUGGUUCUGUACUUUUCUCUUUGAAGAGUCUUCAGCACAGCCGACAAGGGUUAAUGAUGGGUCAGUUCUCCUGCAUGCUCAGAUAAUUCCAUUCCCUUGAAAAUUUGUUCCAAAAUGAAAGUUGAACCCACAUCUUUUUUAUCUGUGAAUUGAAUGCCGUUCGACGAGUCUCAAAUAAAAAUUUGGGCAUCUUACUGUAAAAGAAUAUAUCAUUUAUGUAAAAAUAAAAUCCUGAAACAACCAUGUUCACAUCAAGAAUCGAACCCGGGUCUCCUGGACAAAAGCCCAAAGUUUAACUAGGCAAGCUAAUCGCCAAUAAUAUCCUUUGUAUCUGUAACUUUUAUAUCCUUGCGCACAGUUGAAACAACGUUCAAAGAACGGUUCUAAGGGCUAUGCCUGAGCGUGAACGCGCAUGAAGCCAAGCGGUGCUCGCUGCAGAACCACAAAGGUGUGGCUGCACCAGAGUCAGCCCCUCUCUGUGAAGCUGACCCCCGUCUGGAGUGUGCACGUGCAGCAUGCGCGCCUCGUGCACGAGCCUCCUAUUGAAGCUGCCGUUACACUUUUGGCCAGAGGGGGCAAUCGCGAGCAUAAAAAUUCAAAACUCCGUAAGGUCCCUUUAAUUUCACCAAAGAACGAAAUCAUUUCCUAUUUUGAUAUAUCUAUCUUAAAUGCAUUCAAUCCACGUGCAGUGAUUAUUUUUAUUGUGUUGUAAGAGAAGCUGAUCGCUGCUGAAAUCAUUCUAAGGUAAAAGCUGUAUAAUAAAACAGGUAAAAACAUUGUGGUGUAUGCUGGUCUGACAUUGUUAUACUUUUAUAUUUUUAUAUACUUAUUUCUGGUUGAACCACUAAUAAAAACUUACAAUUGUAACUACAAAUACAUAUGUUAUUAACACAUCCAAUGGCAAAUAAAUGAAUAAGUAAGUUAAUUAAUUAACACUAUAUGAUGGCAUCAGAAAAUAAUAAUCUUAGCUCAGGUGGCUGAGGAGUAUUUGCUUUAACUCAAUAUUAACUGGCUCAUUGCAUAAUCCAUUCAUUAUUACUUUUAAAUGCUAAGUAAAUAGCCAUGUGUAGUUUACUGAGGAUGUGAUGACAGUAAAACCAUAAAAACAGGUCUUUACAGUCACAUUUACCUGCUUUCACAUGUGGGUCACAAAUAUAAAGAAAAUCAAUAAAGACAAAAGAAUUAAACUAAUUAGAUUCAUAGCUGUAAAUAAAAAGAUGGUAAAACUGUGAAAGACCUGUGUGGCUAUCUGUCCACACGAGGGCGCUCCAGCACAACCCAAGGCCGGUUUAAUGGUCUUUUUUUUUUUUUGGAAGGUAAAUGUUGGUCUUUGAUGAAGUAUCAACUGUGUGUGUGCGGGUUACUAAAAGUCUCAUUUCUGUCUGAAUAAACUGAACUGUAGUCUAACUGUUAUGUGUUCUUUAAAAUGUAGAAAGUAUUUUGUUCUUAAGAUGGUUGAGAAAAAAAAGGGAAGAGCUUUAACCUUUGUUUCUAAACAGAAACCUCAAAUGAUCCAGGAGUUUAGAAACAUUAUCGAAGGGAACUGGUUCAAAACAGUUUUUCUGUUUGCUGGAUGAAGAGCUCUGAUUAACUCCAGAGACAAACUUGGUGGAAUUAUGAUCAUAAUGGCCUAAAUGAAAA